Molecule: messenger RNA, 7237 nt
Organism: Etheostoma cragini (Arkansas darter)
Lineage: Eukaryota; Metazoa; Chordata; Actinopteri; Perciformes; Percidae
Gene: stxbp5b
Product: syntaxin binding protein 5b (tomosyn)
Exons: 30
Coding region: 350-4003 (1217 amino acids)
Biological process (GO): regulation of exocytosis; regulation of protein secretion
Cellular component (GO): SNARE complex; cytoplasm; plasma membrane
Molecular function (GO): myosin II binding; syntaxin binding; GTPase activator activity
Source: RefSeq, a predicted model, not a curated record
UGCAGUUCACUGCGUUUCCGUAGCCAGUUGGUUGCUACCCGCUGAGCCCAGACCGGGGAAACAGCUCACGGAAACGGUUGAUCCCGAUCGAAUAACGUCAAAGCUGGCAACAUAAAUGGCGAAUUAACACUGAUAUCGGAGAGGACUCGCUAAAUAAAUGUUCGUAACUCGGGUGCUUUUGGAGAGUGCGCUGGCAACACCCUCCGUAACAUGUGAGAUGUAUAGCUACAGAAAUAUAUUAACUGUGCGUUAUUUUGGCUAACUAGCUAGCAGCUACCCCCCAUUCUAUCCAAUUUAUGGUAGCUCGCGUGAUCUGUAUUCUCAACCGUCGCGUCUGUACCGGAGGAAAAUGAAGAAGUUUAACAUUAGGAAGGUGCUAGACGGCUUGACAGCGGCUUCUUCUUCCUCCUCCGCAACUGCCCAGCCGGGUACUCCCAGGGAAAACGAUGUUAUCCAGGAGACUCUCCAGUCGGAACAUUUUCAGCUUUGCAAGACUGUGCGUCAUGGCUUCCCAUAUCAACCAUCCUCAAUGGCUUUUGACCCUGUCCAGAAAAUCUUGGCCGUUGGGACUCAGAAUGGAGCAUUGAGGCUCUUUGGCCGUGCGGGUGUGGAGUGCUACUGUCAGCAUGAGAGCGGUGCGGCUGUCAUCCAGCUCCAGUUCCUGAUCAACGAGGGGGCGCUAGUGAGUGCCUUAGCUGAUGACAGCAUCCACCUGUGGAACCUGAGGCAAAAAAUCCCGGCAAUCCUACAUUCUCUCAAGUUCAACCGGGAGAGAAUCACAUACUGCCACCUGCCCUUCCAGAGCAAAUGGCUCUACAUCGGCACAGAAAGAGGAAACAUCCACAUUGUCAACGUGGAGUCCUUCACUCUCUCAGGCUACGUCAUCAUGUGGAACAAAGCCAUUGAACUAUCCACCAAAACACACCCAGGGCCUGUUGUGCACAUCAGUGAUAACCCCAUGGAUGAAGGAAAGCUUCUGAUUGGAUUUGAAUGUGGGGUUGUGGUGUUGUGGGAUUUGAAGUGCAAAAAAGCUGACUACCGCUACAAUUAUGAUGAGGCAAUCCACUCAGUAGCCUGGCACCAUGAGGGUAAACAGUUUGUUUGCAGCCACUCUGAUGGCACUCUGACCACAUGGAAUAUAAGAGCCCAAGCCAAGUCUGCACAGAUCAUCACACCACAUGGAAAGCAGCCUAAGGACGGAAAAAAGCCAGAACCAUGCAAGCCUAUUCUGAAGGUGGAGUAUAAAACAACAAGGGCUGGGGACCCAUUCAUGAUCCUGUCUGGAGGUCUGUCUUACGAUACAGUGGGGAGGAGAGCCUGUCUGACUGUGAUGCAUGGAAAGAGCACUGCUGUCCUAGAGAUGGACUACCCCAUCGUAGAUUUCCUAACGCUGUGUGAAACUCCAUAUCCAAAUGACUUUCAGGAGCCUUAUGCUGUGGUGGUGCUCCUGGAGAAGGACUUAGUUGUAAUAGACCUUGGACAGAUUGGGUACCCCAUAUUUGAGAAUCCAUAUCCUCUGACUAUCCAUGAGUCACCAGUGACCUGCUGUGAGUACUUUGUUGACUGCCCUGCUGAACUCAUUCCUGCACUUUACUCUGUCGGCAGCCGGCAAAAGAGACAAGGUUACAGCAAGAAGGAAUGGCCUAUUAGUGGAGGAAACUGGGGCCAAGGCACUCAGAGUUACCCAGAGAUCAUUAUCACUGGACAUGCUGAUGGGUCGAUCAAAUUUUGGGAUGCUUCUGCAUUAAUGCUUCAAGUGCUGUACAAGCUGAAGACUGCCAAGGUUUUUGAGAGGGCGCGCAGUAAGGAGGAGAAGGCAAACACAGAUAUAGUAGAGGAGGACCCGUUUGCCAUCCAGACCUUGUCCUGGUGCCCUGAGAGCAGGAUGCUCUGCGUGGCCGGGGUGUCUGCCCACGUUAUUAUCUAUCGGUUCAGCAAACAAGAAAUCACCACUGAAGUUGUGCAGCUUUUGGAGGUGCGGAUGCAGUGUGAGUUUAGCGACGGUGACUCCCCUGAUCCAGGAGGGGAUCAGACCCCCACCCUGCCCACCCCUGGAGCUUCCUCCAGCCCUCAGGAGAGUGAGCCUCCCACUCAGCCCUCCACAGGCAGCAACUCCUCCGACGGACCUCGGGACAAUAAACCAUGCCUGCAGGUGCGGAGCUCCCCGCUGAAGCAGUCUCCGGGCUACCAGGUGGAGCUGGUGAUCCAGCUGGUGUGGGUGAGCGGGGAGCCACCUCAGCCCAUCACCAGCCUGGCUAUCAACUCCUCCUACGGCCUUGUUGUGUUUGGAAACAGUAAUGGUCUAGCUGUGGUGGACUACCUCCAGAAAACUCUGCUGCUCAACAUGGGCACAUCGGAGCUGUACAGCCCAUCUGACCCCUACCAGAGGCAGCCUCGCUCGCCACGCAAAACACGGCAGCCCUCUGGAGACAAUCCAACUAAGACGUCUUGCAUGUCCCGACUUUCUUACUUGUAUUCUGAGUCUGUGAAAAAACUACGUUCAUCUCACUUGACAACCCUCGAUUCCAACGAUGGGUCCAACACCUCAGAGGACCGCUGCAAGUCACCUACUUCAGGAUCCACCUCACCUUGCAAUUCUGAUGAUGAGCGGAAACAGAAGUUCAUUGAGAAGGUGAAGUUCACAAGCAGACGCUUUUCCAAGACGGUUGCCAAUGACUUUGCCAAGAUGUCACGGAAAAUUAGCUUGUCUAGCGAGCAAAAGCCAGACCUGGCAGAAGAGAAGUUCCAGCGAUGGCGCUCUCUCGCAAAUAAGAAGCGCUUUUGUUACAUGAACGAAGGCAAGGCGGCGGCCAGGAUGACCCAGAAGGGGGCUGUCUGUAGAACUAAAUCAGGUCCCAACUACUAUGCCAAGGAUAACGCUUUCACCCGGUCGCGUAGUUCAAGUGUAACCAGCAUAGACAGAGAGUCCCGAGAGGCCAUCUCCUCCUUUCACUUCUGUGAGAGUUUUCCCAGGAAGACGGACAGCGUGGUCAGCCCCUGUCUGCUGGUGGGAACCACCCAGGGCACUGUGAUGAUGGUGGCCCUCAGCCUGCCGCCCCCUGGGGACCACAGGCUGCAGCAACCCGUUGGCAUCUCCUCCUGUGGCACUUUGGUCACACUCAAAGGAGGCAUUUUGACUAUGGCCCUGUUGGACGCCACUGGAACUUUGCUGCCCCCUUCCUACGAGCCAUGGUACGACCCAAAUGCCUCAGACGAGGAGAAGGAGAAAAGCCGGAGGCGCAGGCCAGCCUCCCCUCCCUCGACACAAGAGGGUCAAGAUUCCCAGUUCGCUGUGCUGUGUUCGGAGAAACAGGCCAAGGUGGUGGCCAUGCCCUCCCAAACCCGCAUCUACAAACACAACAUCACAGAGUCCUCCUUCGUGCUGAGGGCUGAUGUUGUGCAGAUGGCCGGAGCUUACUGCAUCGCGUGUUUCUGUGCUAACGGCCAUAUCAUGACCCUGAGUUUACCCAGUCUACGGCCUCUGCUGGAUGUGAACUACCUGCCGCUGACAGACAUGCGGAUAGCCAGAACGUUCUGCUUCUCCAACCUGGGUCAGGCCCUGUACCUCACCUCCCCCACAGAGAUCCAGAGGAUCACUUACAGCCAGGAGACCUGCGACAACCGGCAGGAGAUGCUCAGUGAGUUGUUUACCCCUGUGGAGACACCAGAGGCUCCUAACAAAGGUUUCUUCAAAGGCCUGUUUGGGGGUGGCGCUCAGUCCCUGGACAGGGAGGACCUCUUUGGUGAAACAGGUGCUGGUAAGGCCUCUCGUAGCUUGGCCCAGCACAUCCCAGGCCCAGGAGGCAUGGAGGGCAUGAAAGGUGCAGCGUCUGGGAUUGUGGGAGAUCUGGCCCGCGCCCGGAUAGCUCUGGACGAGAGAGGGCAGAAACUGGGCGAGCUGGAGGACAGAACGGCAGCCAUGAUGUCCAGCGCAGAUUCCUUUUCCAAACAUGCUCAUGAUAUGAUGCUGAAGUACAAAGAUAAGAAGUGGUACCAGCUCUGAUGGCAGCGUGUGGAGCAUCAGACUCUGUAAUCACUCUCACCAGUAUCUCUAAGGAGCUGCAAGUCCUGCUUCUUCUCUUCUUUAUUUCUCUCCGUGGGGUGGGGGGAGUUCUGCUCAACAGACUCAUGCUUUUAUUCUCAGCACAAUAUCAUACAUUCUGGAUUACCUCAGUCACCAGAGGACUGCCGCGGAGUAGACACUGGCCGACCCAACGUAACGAGAAUGGAAAGAAAUGGAAGAAGAGAAGCUCUUAGGAAUCCCUCUUUCCAUUUAACCUGAAUUAACAUCAGUCUGCAGAACAGGAGAGAGGUGACCUUUCAUAUCCAUCAGUCACACACUCAUAUAUAUCUCACAUAUAAAUAUAUAUACUGUAUAUCUACACACACUGCUGUUUUGUUCUAAAGGAGGAAAGACAAUUCUGCAAAACAUGUACUUGUGGUGGCCUGAUUGCAAUUGUUCUUUUUUUCCUUUCUCUACCCUUUAUGGUGUUUGCCAAACAGUGGACUUAAAUGAGGAGAAAAGUCUGAAGAUCCCUUGUCCUUCGUAUCUAAUUAAGUCAAUGAAGAUCUAAGUUUCUGUAGGAAUGAUUGAAUCAAUGAAGGACUUGAGUUGCUGUUUGUUUUUCUGUUUUAAAUUAUUUUUUUAAGUGUUCAACUUCUGUCCUUAUGCUAAUUUGUUUAUGUCAAUCCAAGAAAGGGCCUUUCAAGCACUGAGAACCAUUAAAACUAGACAGGGAGAUGAUGAAUCUAUUGCCUCUCACCGAAUAAGGGCUGGUAGUACACUAGUUCAUCACCGACAAGUUCUUUUACACAGGAUUUUCCAACCAAGCUGUUUUAAGGGAGAAAGACAAAUGGCGUGUUUUCUGAGAGUCACUUUGGUUUUAUAUUAAUUAGACAAUUUAUUGGAACCCUAUAGAUAGAUAGAUAUAUAAUAGCUAGGAAAUAAAAGAAGUGUCUAUGUUAUGUAUUGGAUUUUUAAUUUUUUCUUUUGGUCAAUUAAAUGCGCAAAAAAAGUGAUACAAAUGUUUACCCCUAAUGAAGAGUUUACAUUUAUCGGUCAGUAAAGAGAAGAGUUGAUACACUGGAAAACCCCUGAAGUCUUAUAUUCUUCUAGCUUUCAAGGGGCGGUAGCUAAGUCACGGAUGAGAAGCAUGAUGUGUUGUAGGGCAAGACAAAGAAUGUCUUUAAUGCUAUUGGCAUAAAUGUAUAUUUUGGCUACAAUUACUUUUUUUUUUGUUAUAAAGUUUCUAUGUGUACAUGAUUAUUCAAAUUUCUUUUGGGCAUUCUGUCUGUCAUAGCGGAGUUGUGUCUCGUCUCUGUGUGUAAGGACAAAAAAGCUUUUGUCUCUUACAGCGAAAUGGUGAUGCUGUCUGUGUGUUCGUAGCUGCCAGAAGAAAUGACCAAGCACCACAGAGUGUUCCACGCAGUGCCAUUGGCCAUCUCUGAACCAACGUGUGUGUGUGUGUGUGUGUGUGUGUGUGUACACACAUAUAUUCAGGAAUAUGUGUAUGGACGCCAAUAUUUAUAAUAUUACAUAGAUACAGUGUACUACAAAAGGUCUUUUAAGGUUUUUGCUUGACAGUGGUUUUCAAUGUGGUUUAUUAGAAUUCUAUUGUAAUUAGAUUUCUUUUUCAUGACAGGCAAGGAUAUGCUGCUAUUUCUGUCAAUGUAGGGGCAUUUUCUGUUGGUCUUUUAUUUUGAAAAGAGAGACGAGACUUUGUCAUUCCAGAUUGCUGCCAAAUGUUGUAAAUAAGGGGACAGCUGGACACAAAUCUGACAGUGCAGGUUCAGGCAACGUUACAUACUGUACUUUUGCAGCCACGUUCUUUUCCGACACCAAAGAGUUGCUUAAUUUCACAGAGUUGUCUUGAUUUUUCCUAAAUGGUAAGAGACAGUCUGGAGACCAUGCACCAAGCACUCUUAAGUCAAGAAGUCUGCUGUGUGGAGGGUGGAGGGGGGGAGUGGAUCGACUUUAGCUUCUUCUUAUAGGCAUGCCACCCUCAUUACUCAAACUGCUGUACAUGUGUUCAGAUAACAGGCAAAGUGAAUUUGAAGAGUUGAAUUCCAAAAUAAGAUCACGUACCACUGAUGGAAAAUGGUUGCAGUUCCAAGAUAGAUACACAGCAUUUUGGAAUAAAACGCUUCCCUUUAAGCUGUCUGAUUUGAAACUCAUCUGAAACAGCAGUUAUGUGAUUUUUGCACUAUUUUUUGUACUUAAUAAUUUUGUUUGAAUUAUUUUAAUGUGUUUGUGUUUUCGCGUCACAUUUGCUUGUUUUCGAAAGGACCAAAACAUGACAGUACCUAUGUUUUUAACUAUAACUGUGUCAUUUGCCAAGGAUGCUAAUUGCUUCACUCUCAGAUUUGUUUUCAACGUCAGGUUAAUGAUACUAUUAUAUAUUUAUAUAUUUGAAAACAAAUAUAUACAGUAUAUACAUUUAAUUUUAAUCUAUUAAAAUCAAAUACCUUUAAUGUAAUUUUUGAAAUAACUCACAUUAAUGUCCAAACAAUGGUUGUGCAUACAUCAUCCAGACAUGACAAUAAACCGUUUUUGGGUUAUAUAUUCGACAUGCUCAUUUCAGAUUCAAGCUUUGCUACUGCAGGAGGGUCAUCUCCUCUUGGUGGGCCACUGAGUCUUUCUGCAAAUUGUGGCCUCAAUGCUUCAGUUUGCAACAUAUAUGGUCUAAAUGGUCUCUUAUUGCACAUUGAAGGAUGCAUGAUAUUAGGUGUUUACAAACUUGAAACAACCAUGUAUUAUCCCUUUUAGAGAUUUGUCUGUUUUUGGCAUUUUUAUCCACCACCAUGUUGAUCAAAACUGAAGUCCUCAUCACACAUCUAAAGGUGUCCCAUUUUCAUUUAUUCAUGCCAAUUGUAUAACUGUGAGAGAUUCUAUUUAUGUUAUUGGUACAUAUGUUUCUGUCAUUGUUUGCUUCAUGAAAUCUCUUGCUUUCCCUGCGCUGUAGACAUGCGUAGACAUCAAAGCUAGGCUCACAGCACCGUGCAGGAGAACUCGAGGGUUUCUCAGUCGCCAUACUUCCAUCCAUCUGUCCGUCUUCUGGGAUGAAUAUCUGUGGAGUUGCAGUAUUUUCUCAUAGUAGGCAAUUUUUGUACAGUUUUAUUAAAACAAAUUUCACAUGGAUGUAUGACUUAAUCUGCUGCCACAAACAAUUUAGACUGUAGAUACAUUAUAUAUAGAUAUUAUUGUGCAAUGGAAAAAUAAAUGUAAAACCAAUCAUAA